UAAUUGCAGUACAAAACCCGGCUCCGCUGCAGGCACACGUUCGCACUCACAGACAUCGAGGUCAUGACCAAUGCCUUGCGUGUAGUCACCGAAUAUUUCUAUUUCUUACGAAACUAUCGUGACGUAAGCGGCAUGGUUACCUCAUAACAUCUACCUAUUAUUAGAUAGCUACGUAAGCGAGCUUCCAUUUACGCCCUAGUAACCAACAAACUGUGCGGCAACUCGAACGCGUCCGCAUUCAAAAUGACAAAACAGACAAUUUUCGUUUUCUAUUUCAUCGCGACAAUAUUUGCUACGGACUGUUACAAAAUACUCGGCAUCUUCCCGUCGCUGGAUCGCAACAACUACCUCACUUACCGCGGGCUGUUUCGGGAAUUGGCAAACCGUGACCAUGAAGUGACUCUCAUCAGCCAUUUCCAAAUGCCGGACGCGCCGGCUACGUACAAAGAAGUAUUGUUAAGUGACGCUUUACAUCAUGUGUUUAAAGGACUAUCUUAUGAAUCUGUGAUAGUGAACGAAGUGUCGCGAGUGCCGUUCGAGACGUUAGUGGCAACUAAAUCAGGCAACGAUGACUGCAAGACUCUAAUGAACAACCACGAAGUGUUGCACAUGAUAAGGACACGGCCUCGCUUCGAUGUAAUACUAGUAGAGUCGUACAACAGUGACUGCGCCCUGGCUCUGGCCGCAAACCUUAGUGCGCCUUACAUUGCCUUCAACCCGCAACCACUACAAGCCUGGCAGUACAACAGAUUGGGUAUAAGUUACAAUUCUGCGUAUGUAACUCAAUCUGGCCUGCCUUAUGGAAAGGAACCUUGGUAUUUCGAGCGGCUCAAGAGCUACAUACUGUAUCACAUUACGAACUGGGUGUAUUACGUUGGAUCGCAAGUGACGGACCAUGUGUACUUGUACAAGUAUCUAGGUGACGACCUGCCCUCACUAGAAAGUAUUGCGUCGAACGCGAGCCUAGUGUUUGUAAACACACAUCAGUCGGUGUACGGCGGUGUUGCCAGGCCUGAUAAUGUAAUUGAUAUUGGUGGUAUUCAUAUGAGACCACCCAAAAUUAUUCCGACGGAAAUAGAGAGAUUUAUAAACGAGGCUGAGCACGGUGUAAUAUACGUGAACCUCGGUUCUACGGUAAAGGACUCCACACUUCCCGGUGAUAAAUUAAACGAACUGUUAUCAACGUUCGGUAAAUUGCCUCUAAGGGUCCUUUGGAAAUGGGAUGGAGACAAUCUGCAACUGCCGAGAAACGUUAUGACUAUGAGAUGGUUCCCACAAUACGAUAUUUUGAAACAUGACAACAUCAAAGCGUUCGUGUCCCACGCGGGAAUCCUGAGCACCAUAGAAGCCAUUGAUGCAGGAAUACCAGUGGUAGCCAUACCACUAUUCGGAGACCAGUACGGCAAUGCCGCAGCCCUACAAGACGCCGGCAUGGCCACCAUCGUGCACUACCAAGAUCUCAAGAAAGAAUACCUCUUAGAUGCUAUUAAUGAAGUUUUGGACCCAGUAUGGCAGCGCCGUGCUAAACUCGUAUCAAGGUUAUGGCAUGAUCGGCCCAUGUCACCUAUGGAGUCAGCAGUGUACUGGACGGAGUAUGUAGCGAGGUACCAAGGAGCCCCGAAUCUCCAACCUGGAGCCCCCAAAGCACCCUUCUACCAGCAACUUCAGCUAGAUGUCCUGGCCUUCAUAGGAUUAGUCCUGUACAUCCUAAGCUAUGUAGUCUGCAAGAUUUUGUCUGUAAUCUGCUGCUGUUGUUGCCAAAAGCAACCCCAAGCUGAGUUCGUUGAAGAAACAAGGUCCUCAAAAAGAGUGAAGUUCGAAUAAAAAUUAAUACUCCUAGUUUUAAAUUGACUUAAUUGGACAGUGUGAAUAUGUUGUAAUUUGUAUGUUAAAGUACAAUUUUUGGAUUUUAUGGAUGGUUUUUUAUGAUUACAUUUUCAUUAUUUAUUUUUCUGUUAAUAAAAAAAGUAAUGUGAAA
Messenger RNA from Spodoptera frugiperda (fall armyworm), 1978 nucleotides. RefSeq names its product UDP-glucosyltransferase 2-like (gene UGT44A1). The coding region runs from base 244 to 1824 and encodes 526 amino acids. NCBI's taxonomy places the organism in Eukaryota, Metazoa, Arthropoda, Insecta, Lepidoptera, Noctuidae. Gene Ontology annotation, molecular function: UDP-glycosyltransferase activity. The record is from RefSeq and is a predicted model, not a curated record. The transcript has 4 exons.